Molecule: messenger RNA, 699 nt
Organism: Pseudocercospora fijiensis CIRAD86
Lineage: Eukaryota; Fungi; Ascomycota; Dothideomycetes; Mycosphaerellales; Mycosphaerellaceae
Exons: 2
Coding region: 1-699 (232 amino acids)
Biological process (GO): protein modification process
Cellular component (GO): cytoplasm
Molecular function (GO): protein-L-isoaspartate (D-aspartate) O-methyltransferase activity
Source: RefSeq, a predicted model, not a curated record
AUGGCCUGGCGAAGCUCGGGUUCCAGCAAUGAAGAGCUUAUCGAGAAACUGGCACAAAAUGGACUCAUAACGAGUGAAAGAGUCAAGAAUGCUAUGACAGCUGUCGACCGAGCCCACUACGCCCCCUACUCUCCCUACCAAGACUCUCCACAGACAAUCGGCCACAGAGCCACCAUCAGCGCUCCCCACAUGCACGCCAACGCCUGCGAAUCCCUACUCUCCUACCUCCGCCCCGGCAGCAAAGUCCUCGACAUAGGCUCCGGCAGCGGCUACCUCACCCACGUCCUCGCAGAACUCAUCAAAGCCGCCCCUCCAUCAUCCUCCUCAUCCGGCACAGUCAUAGGAAUCGACCACAUCCAACCCCUCAUCGACCUCGCCGUGCAAAACACCAAAAAAUCUCCCUCCGGCGCCGAGUUUUUGGAGCAAGGUGUGAUUCGGUUUGUGAAAGCUGAUGGGAGGAAAGGUUGGGAGGAGGGGGCCCCGUAUGAUGCUAUACAUGUUGGGGCUGCGGCUGCGGGGCAUCAGCAGGCGCUUGUUGAUCAGUUGAAGUGUCCUGGAAGGCUUUUUAUUCCUGUGGAGGAAGAGGAGGGUGGGCAGAAUAUUUGGGUUGUGGAUAAGGAUGAACGGGGCAAUGUGAAGAGGAGGAAGGAGUAUGGGGUGCAGUAUGUGCCUUUGACUGAUGCGCCGGAGGGGAGUUGA